Molecule: messenger RNA, 515 nt
Organism: Ceraceosorus bombacis
Lineage: Eukaryota; Fungi; Basidiomycota; Exobasidiomycetes; Ceraceosorales; Ceraceosoraceae
Source: the annotation of a GenBank genome assembly
AUGCUCGCUCGAACCUCGGCUCUCUUGUCAUUUUUCUGGGCAAGCACGAUCAUGCAUCAUGCAAACGCCUUUACCAACAAAGGAAUCUGUGAGCACGGUGCGCAAUCCGCGUACCUAACCCUCGCUGACGGCCGUCGUCACUACCUCUAGAUGUGCAGAUUCACCUGGGCGGCGCGUAUGACUGCUUUCGUGAUGAUCAGGCCCCUGAGUGCUGGAGUAACAUCUGCCGAGACAAGUCUUGGAAAGACGCUACCGUCAACGAGCUCAAACCCGUCUACUUUGAAGAAGCGCAGCCGUUCGCCACUGCCGAGUGUUCAGCGUGAGUCACAGACCCUUCCCUUGACGUUGAUUCGGCACUGACCAAAAGUCGGUCAUUGGACUCAGUGACGGUCAGGAUUGGACGGAAGAGGUGAGUAGGUUGAUCAACAGAGCAAUCAAACGGAUCUCUCUGAUCGUGAAUGCCGCGCUGUUUGCAGGUCAGGGCAGCAGGAAACUUUAAGAAAUACGUUCCCUGA